AUGAUAUCGUCCACUGGUAAUGCAGAGUUGACAACAAAUAGUCAAUUUACAGAUCCAUCCACUAUAAAUAAAGUUGAUCCUGAAUAUAGGGAUUACAUUAAUCAUCUACAGAAUAGUACAACAGCUUUGAGACGCGAAAAUAGUAUUUUGAAGAAUGACAAUGCAGCUCUUGUAGCUAAGCUAGAUAGAGUAGUUAGCUCUAGUAGAAGUGGUAUUAAACUAUCUGAAAAUGCAACCACUGCAGAAAUAUCAGAGGCUUUUGACAAACUCUCAAGUGAAAAUAUACUUUUAAAGAGAGAGAUGGAACGUCUUAUAAGAGAUAAUAAUAGAUGUAAGAUUGCAUUGCAAAAUAAUGAUCCAAGUAUUUUACCAAAAGAAUACUAUAAUACAAAGCUUGUGGAGCCAUCCUCACUCAAAAAUAUUCAAAAUAGUAAUCAGACUCUUUGUCAGUGUGAAUAUAUUCUUAAUGAACUAUUUGAAGCAGUGACAUAUAAAUUGGAAUCAUAUGAGAAGCAUAUCUGGGAGCAUAGAAUGUCAUCUUUGAUGGCAGAAAGGGAUGAAUUAGCUGUCCAAAAUAUGUCACUUACUGAUAGACUGGCAGAAAUAGAAGCAAUAAUUAAAGUUGAUCAUAUUUUAGCUGAAAGAUUUAAUAGACCAUUAGAAGGAACAGAUGAAAAAAACCAAAUUUUGACCUUACAUAGGAAGUUGGGCUUUGCAUUGGAUGUAAAUCAACAACUAGAACGUCGACUUGCAUUUGAAUCACAGCUUUCAAGAUCUUGGCAAAGUAACAUGCACACUAUUGUUAGUGAGCUUCGUCAGUAUUUAUAUGAACUUGGAGCAGCAAUUCGUAAUUCAAAUGGAUGUGGAUUUUUCCGAUCAUGUGGAGAAGCGCUUAAAGGAACUCGUAAUAAUGGGAAUUCUAAUGUAGCAGAUGAUACUUUGAAUAUAGGGAUAAAGAAAUCGGAUAGAGAAAGUCUGAGACUUUUAAGACUAGCAAAACAAAGGAUAGAAGCAGAUGCAAAGCGUCUAGAGACCUGUAAUAAGAGAAUAAUUGAACUUGAGAAUGAAGUUGCUUCUUUGAGGGUACGUAAUCAUACUUCUAUAUACCAGGAUGGUGCAAUGCAACGAGCAAUACAAGAGCAAAUGGCUACUUCUGGGACUAUGAAUAAAGAUCUUCAGUUAUAUAAGAGUAAAUCCUCAAUAAAAGAUGAAACUAUAAGUAAUAAUAAACAUAGAGAUAAUAUUAAAGAAGGGGGAACUGUGGAAAUGACGAAAGCUAAUGUAAUUGAAAAUUUCAAUGUAGAUGGGGAUGAAAUAACAGCAAACGAUAAUGGUAUAAAAUCAUUAUCUAAAAAGAAAGAUAAUGAAAAUCCUGGGAUAAUGAGGGUUACUGACUCAAAUAAGAGAUCAGGAAGCAAAUCUCACACUCAUGUGAAACUUUCUGCUCCACAUAAUGGAAACUCCUGA
Messenger RNA from Cryptosporidium muris RN66, 1467 nucleotides. RefSeq lists its product as uncharacterized. NCBI's taxonomy places the organism in Eukaryota, Apicomplexa, Conoidasida, Eucoccidiorida, Cryptosporidiidae. The coding region runs from base 1 to 1467 and encodes 488 amino acids. The transcript is spliced from 3 exons. The record is from RefSeq and is a predicted model, not a curated record.